UGUGUAUGUGUUGUGUGGUGUGUGUCUGCUUGGACUCUGAGAGCUGCACGGUGACAGCUUACCGGGCUCUCUCAGACGGCUCACAGCGGUACACUGGCUGACUAACCGGUGGAGUUCAGAGCGGCUAAGCUAGCAGCGAGCUGAUGAGACAUAACGGUGCUUACACACAGCUAACUCUAGCUUAGCCUUUAUUUUGAUGUAUUGCAAAUGUUUCCGGUGUGGGAAGGAACAGGCAUUCAUGUAAUGUGAAGCUCCUGACUCUGGCACCGGAAUCAAGAUGACAACUUCAUGGAGCGACCGUCUGCAAAACUACUCCGAGCUCCCUGCCAACAUGGACGGUGUGGCCAUGAAGAAGUACCGCCGGGAAGCUCACCAAAGCUUUCCAAGGGAUCAGACUCAAAACCAUCCUGCAACCAGAGUGUUUGUCAAUCGAAGCUUGGCCAUGGAGAGGAUCAAGUGCUUUGGGUUUGACAUGGAUUACACUCUGGCAGUGUAUAAAUCUCCUGAGUACGAGUCGCUAGGCUUCGACCUGACGGUGGAGCGCCUGGUGAACAUUGGUUAUCCACAAGAGCUGCUCAACUUUGUCUACGACCCCUCCUUCCCAACCAGAGGUCUGCUGUUCGACACAACGUAUGGCAAUCUGCUCAAAGUGGAUGCAUAUGGGAACAUCCUGGUGUGUGUGCACGGAUUCAACUUCUUGAGGGGACCGGACAUCCGAGAGAUUUAUCCAAACAAAUUCAUUCAGCGUGGAGACACUGACCGCUUCUACAUCCUCAACACACUCUUCAACCUGCCUGAAACCUACCUCUUUGCCUGCCUGGUGGAUUUCUUCAGCAACUGCUCCAGAUACUCCAGUUGUGAGGCUGGCUUCAAAAAUGGCGACCUAUUCAUGUCCUACAAGAGCAUGUUCCAGGAUGUGCGAGACGGCGUGGACUGGGUUCAUAUGAAGGGGUCAUUAAAAGAGAAAACAGUUGAAAACCUGGAGAAGUAUGUGGCAAAGGACCCCAAGCUUCCUCUGCUCCUAAGUCGCAUGAAUGAAGUAGCCAAAGUGUUUCUGGCCACCAACAGUGAUUACAAAUACACAGAGAAAAUUAUGACCUACCUCUUUGACUUUCCUCACGGCCCAAAGCCAGGCACCCCCCACCGGCCCUGGAAGUCUUACUUCGACCUGAUCCUGGUGGAUGCUCGCAAACCUGUUUUCUUUGGAGAAGGGACGGUGCUGCGGCAAGUGGACACUACCACAGGCCGGCUAAGGAUCGGCACAUACACGGGGCCCCUGCAGCAUGGGAUUGUUUACUCUGGAGGAUCUUCAGACAUCGUGUGUGAUCUGCUGGGGGCCAAAGGGAAAGACAUCAUCUACAUUGGAGACCACAUUUUCGGUGACAUCCUCAAAUCCAAGAAGCGUCAGGGCUGGAGGACCUUCCUGGUGAUUCCUGAGCUGGCCCAGGAGCUGCACGUGUGGACCGACAAGAGCCCCAUCUUUGAGGAGCUUCAGUCUCUGGAGUGCUUCCUGGCAGAGCUUUACAAGCAUCUGGACAGCAGCAGCAACGAGAGGCCGGACAUCAGCUCCCUGCAGAGACGCAUUAAGAAAGUGACCCAUGAUAUGGACAUGUGCUACGGUAUGAUGGGAAGUCUGUUCCGCAGUGGAUCCCGACAGACGCUGUUUGCCUCGCAGGUGAUGCGUUACGCUGACCUGUAUGCCGCUUCCUUCAUCAACCUGCUGUACUAUCCCUUCAGCUACCUGUUCAGGGCAGCUCACGUGCUGAUGCCCCAUGAGUCCACAGUGGAGCACACUCACGUCAGCGUCAUGGACACUGAGUCUCCGCUGGCAACGCGCAACCGGCAAGACGUGGACCUCAAAGAGAUGGAGUGCAAACGGCACCAGCUGACUCGCUCCGUCAGUGAGAUCCAGCCCCCCCACUUUUUCCCUCAGCCCCCACAGGAGAUCACUCACUGCCACGAUGAGGAUGAUGACGAGGAGGAAGAGGAGGAGGAGGAAUAGAGGGGGGUCGAAGCAGUGGAGUCUGCAUAUGAGGCAUGACAUGGACCUGUGACUGGAGUCCCGUCUCGUCCCUGCUACCUGCUCCAGUCCGUGGGGUGAGGGCUGUAAUUUUAGAUGCAUGUCUGUUAGGAUGGGGCGGAGUGAUGAUGAAAUGAAAGUGAACGAGAAGAGUUCCUCCCUGAGUCUGAGGAGGUGUGUUCGAGGAGAACUGUUCUGCUUUAGUGUUCAGGAGUCCUGUAUGCAUGCACUCAUUGCUCUGUAAACGGCUCUGCUGCUCCCCCCUGCUCCACAGCGCUCCCUGCUGCUCCCCCCUGCUCCACAGCGCUCUCUGCUGUUCCCCCCUGCUCCACAGCGCUCUCUGCUGCUCCCCCUUGCUCUGAACAACCUGCUGACCGUCACUCUGCUGCUCCGUCAGUCCUUUAGGGGCCAUGUUCAGAUGAUGAUGCGUGUCGUCCACAGAGCAGCAGGUGUUUGAACAUGGACCUGCCUCAGUGUUGAGAAGCUAUUUGUUAAAUCCAUUCUUUGUUGUUAUUGUUUUAAGGGGUUGGGGGAAAUGUAGGAACUAACAGCACAUCCAAGGGUGGAUUUUGACUUGAAGGACUGUAGUUAUGUUAUUCGGAACAGCUGCUGACAGUAGACUGGAUCACAAUCAGUUUGUGUCCAGCAGAAGGUUUUUAAAAGUGUGUUUUAAAGGUGAGGUUGACGGGAGGCUGCUAACAUGGCAGCCGCUGAGAGAAACUCCACAUACUUAUUCACACACUGCCAUACGUGUUUGUUUUAAAGGGAAAACAAUGGCCUUUUUUGACAACCUCAUCAAUGAUUGAGUUUAUUUAACGGUUAAAAGACAAAAUGUAUGAGAUAAUAUAUUGUAGUUAUGAUGUGAGUCGAAAUGUUGUUGUUCAGAGCUAUGAGUCAAACAUGCAGUUACUGUCAUAUUUUAGUCCUCCUGCUGCUGCCAACAUGCUGUUACUGUAAUGUGAGCACCCCACACACACACACACACACACAUUAUGAUGCUGUGGUGCCCUGAUGUCUCAUGUUACUGCCUUUACUCUAAGGGCCUCUGGUUGAACAGUAGGAGCUGUAAAAUGUGCUGAAGGAUUGAUCUUACAUGGUUAGGAGCUGGACCCUGAUGUGUGUUCGUCCUGUUUUGGCCGCGUAUUUCUUUCGUUGUAUUUGUAUAUCCUGCUGACAGCUGAUUGUUGAACAUGUCCGGCCCACUGUAGCUUGCGAUGUUAUUCUUGGUAUUUGAGUAUGGAAGCAAUAGCAGCCUGCUGAACCACAGGUUUCUCUUCCUCUAUUCUGUUUGCUGUCAGCUUUGAUAAUCACACAUACUGUGUAAAGUGAACCAAAUGAAUGUUGUUUUUUACCAGCAGUAUUUAAUGCAUGUUGCAUUUAUUCAGUUUUAUUUUAUGUUUUAUUUUUAUGUUGUGAAGACCGUUGAAUUUCAGAUGCUGUGAGUCUGUUUUUAAUAAAUGUUUUGAUCUGG
Molecule: messenger RNA, 3491 nt
Organism: Eleginops maclovinus (Patagonian blennie)
Lineage: Eukaryota; Metazoa; Chordata; Actinopteri; Perciformes; Eleginopidae
Gene: nt5c2a
Product: 5'-nucleotidase, cytosolic IIa
Exons: 19
Coding region: 278-2002 (574 amino acids)
Molecular function (GO): 5'-nucleotidase activity
Source: RefSeq, a predicted model, not a curated record